UCGAUUAUACUAUUACUUGUCUACAUCGCAACAUAAAUGCAAAACUUAACUUGAACACGUUUAUGGAUUUGCGUUUGAAGUGACUUAGGAAACACAGAUGUCUGUGUAGUGCAAUAAUAAUUAUCAUAAUUUAUGAUGGUAGAUGAAUCAACGAAGAAGACAUUAAGUAACAUUCCAUUGUUACAAACAAAAGCGGGCCCUAGGGAUAAAGAAUUAUGGGUACUAAGAUUAAAAGAAGAAUAUCAAGCAUUAAUUAAAUAUGUGAAAAAUAAUAAAGAAUCUGACAAUGAUUGGUUUCGUUUAGAAUCGAAUAAAGAGGGAACAAAGUGGUUUGGUAAAUGCUGGUACAUACACAAUUUCUUAAAAUAUGAAUUUGAAAUUGAAUUUGAUAUACCUGUUACAUAUCCUACAACAGCACCUGAAAUUGCUUUACCAGAACUCGAUGGUAAAACAGCAAAAAUGUACAGAGGUGGAAAGAUUUGUCUUACAGACCACUUUAAACCUUUAUGGGCACGUAAUGUACCAAAAUUUGGAAUUGCACAUACUAUGGCACUUGGACUUGGGCCAUGGUUAGCAGUUGAAAUUCCAGAUCUCAUAGAAAAAGGUAGUAUAAUUCAUAAAGAUAGAAUUAAUGAACAUAAAUCACAAACAUAAAAAGGACAAAAAGAUAUAAAGGAAUGUAUUAUAUGAUACAAAUGAAAAUAUGUUCUUUAAUUGUUAAUUGAGAUGAAUUACUUAUUAACCU
Messenger RNA from Eufriesea mexicana, 745 nucleotides. It is a transcript of the gene Ufc1, whose product is annotated as Ubiquitin-fold modifier conjugating enzyme 1. Bases 133 to 654 code for a protein of 173 amino acids. Gene Ontology annotation, biological process: protein K69-linked ufmylation. Gene Ontology annotation, molecular function: UFM1 conjugating enzyme activity. The transcript has 4 exons. Lineage: Eukaryota; Metazoa; Arthropoda; Insecta; Hymenoptera; Apidae. Gene Ontology annotation, cellular component: cytoplasm. The record is from RefSeq and is a predicted model, not a curated record.